CGGUCGGUACAAGGGUACAUUCACAAUUCUUUAUCAUUUUCCUUGCAAUAAUUAUCGAAAGUUUUUGAAAGUUAAAUUGUUUGUGAACAUUUGAUGCAAUUUUGCGUAAUGUUAUGAAAGCCAGUUUUGAUGCAAAUUUGGUUAGGGCGGAACUCUCAAACAUUGGUGUUGCAAGAGCUCUUGCUCUUUUUGACCGUGAGCAAUUUGUUAGACUUCUUGUUUUUUAAAUUUGUUUGCAUAUCUCGAAAGUGGCAGUCUUUGUGCAUCCAAUGAUACUAGCAAUUUAAUGAUAGCUUUUUUCCAUCAUUUUGAUAAAGCAUUAUUUCUAGACACUGCUCAGAAGUCAAUUAUUUUCUUUCCGUCGCUACCAUCUUGAGGAAAAACCCGCACAGAGUUUGCUUACAUAUCGAUAAGGUUAUUUUUUUGACGAAUAAAUAGAUUAGAGGCCAAAAAAACUUCAAGAAAAAAUUGUUUGAAAUUUGUAAACAUAUUUCUCUAACAGCAGAUUUGCAACUGAAUUCGAGACUGUUAGGACACUUUCGUGAGGGGGGUCUAUUUACUUUAUUCUUUUCUCUAUAACACCGAAAUUUUGUUAAUGUCAGAGAAUUUACUGACUUCAUUGUUUCGCACUAUAGAAAAGUGAUUGUUUCGCACUACACUGAAGGGAUGUCUGCGGAGCCCGUUCUAACAACAAGUAGCUUGUAUAUCCCCUUGUAGAAAGCUUCACUAUGAUCUGUCUUGAGUUUUUCUGUUGACUAUGAUCUAUCGGAAACAUAUCAAAUUACCAGAAGAUAAAACCCCCUAAUUUCACGCAGUUGGUGUGAUCUUCUAAUUGAUUGUAGAAAUAAAAAGUUUUUAUUGAAGUUAAUGUUUGUCACAUGGUAUGUUAUCACCUAGUAAAUUAUCUAGUCUUUGUAAUGAGGGCGAUCUUGCCCCGCCGGGAUCUCCUCGGAAAUGGCACCCUUUCUUACAACACAAUCGGAAAUCCACUUUGUGGCUCCCUGUCUUAUUAUUCUGCAACUCUGAUUGGCUGAAUUUUCGAAAGCGGUUUGUUUUGAUUCCGAGGCACUGAAAUGGCGCGCAUUCGAUGUUGAAAGGAUGGAGUGAGCGGGCGCAAAUUUGGAUGAGCGAAACAUGUUAGUUGAGCAUAUUGAAAGAUUGAUCCUGAAGUUGAAUAUUUUUAUCAUGGGUGAAAAUGAAAAGAACGAUAAGGCAGUUAAAAAAGAUUCGAAAUGUUUGUCGUUGUUGUCCUCAAACACGCCUGUAACUAGGACAUUGGCCAGUUCGAGUGUUUUCUUCACCCCACCAUACUCCGGUGGAAGCUCGUCGGAAGACCGGUCGCGAAGAGCCCCUUUUUUUCCAAGAGGAACAGGAGCUAUUCCGUUAGACUUUGGAAUUGAGUUCAAUGAAGAAUACAGAUUUGAUAUAAUAGGCAAAUUAUAUGAAGGAUCAGUGCAUACUGUUUUUAAAACAAUUUUCAACUAUUUGGACGACCUAUCCCUCUUCAGAGCCACACUUGUUUGCAGAAAAUGGCGGAGCAUUAUUCAAAAUGUUGAGCAUACUUCAAAAACACGCGUAUCCGAUUUUAUUUCAAGAAAAAGACGAUAUUGUGAAGAAAAAGGAAAGGAGAAUGUUGGACAACAGAAAAUGUCACAUGAAUUAGCGCAAUCAAUUUUGGAAAUCACCCCUUCAAGUGCAUCAAAAAUGCAAAAGAAAGAUAUAAGUUCUUAUAAAUAUAGACCUUGCCCAAAAUGCAAUUCACCAGCAAAGAUUUUGGAUACCCACAAAUCAACUUGCGAAGGAUGUAAUGAGACAUUUUGUGUUGAUUGUUUCAGAACUAUUGAAGCACACAAUGAAGGUGCUUGUCCAAGUAUAAGAACAGAAACAAAUGUUACUCCAAAAAGAAAAAAGAAUAGUAAAAAUUAUAUUGGUUCAAAGAAAAGUAAAGAUAGAUUACGGAGACUUUCUUUACAAAAGAGGUGAUAGCGCAUAACAUGAAGAUAUUUGUUUGCAUCACAUUGGUAAUGCAUCACAACUGAAAUUUCUGGAUGAUCUGAGAUGGAACAGCUUGUAAGGUGCAACUGAGUGCUUGGUUGCUCUUCAUUAAUGACCUCUCAAGACACAAGCAGUUCCACAGGAGAAAUAUUUUCAGAACUUCAUUGUUAUUUUCAUUUUUAUCAUUUCCACAACUCUGUGCAAUUUUAAGGCAUGAUAACCAUUGAUCACAAUUUGGACCAUUUGGAUUCUAAAUUUUACUUGGUAUUAAAAGGAUUCUGCUGUUGCAGUUUUUAGAAUAAUGAUCAUUUAUUGGCUUAUUUUGGAAUUGAAUUCUUACAUGAUUUUAAGGUCCUUGUGACAGUCUGAUGGUCUGUGGCUCCAGCCUUAAUGUUGCACAAAUUCUUUCUCUCUUUACAUCUGUAGCCAGUGUCUGCUGUAUUCUUGUGAAAUUAACAUAGGUUAAUUGUCAUGUUGCUCUCUAGAGGUCCAUUUAUUACCCAGCCUCCUGUUUUGUGGAUAACACAAGAAAUUUUCAUCAAUUUUUUAAUGUUUAAGCCUUGGGACUUUUAAUUUUCAGGACCAUUUAUUUCCAAAUCACUGAGUAACUAUCCUUCAAGAACUUGUAAUUUUUUAGCUAAUCGCCACUCAUUUCCAAUUCAAGUUCAGAUUUUUCAUGCCCUUUCAGUUCCUUAAAUAUCUCGAUGUUAGAAAAAGUCAAAAGAAACCUUUCAUAGUAGAAGAAGCCAAGCAGGUUUUAAUGCCACAAGGCUCCUGUAUAAGACUAAAACUGCACUUCAGUACCCUAUAUUCUGAAAUCAAUACCCUAAAUUCUGAAAUCAAUACCAGUGUAUAUGUUCCAAAUUUUUUAUUUAACCUUUAGAAAUUCAGCAAGUUCAGAACCUGGCCUUGAUACCACCAUGCUAGUGCUUACUGACACAUUUCCAUUUGAUUUGUUUUUAACACCUCAUUGCUUCUCUUUUAUUUUUUAAUUUUUUUGCAUUUUGCAGGUUGCUAGGUGAAAUGUAUUUAGUUUUAAGUUUAGAUCAAGGUUCUUUGUCUUAUCAAAUUAUUUUAUCAUGUACAUAUUUUAGACUUGUACAUAUUUCUCAUAAGAUAUUGCAGAACAUCUA
Rhopilema esculentum is the source of this 3128-nucleotide messenger RNA. RefSeq lists its product as uncharacterized. Gene Ontology annotation, biological process: regulation of mitotic nuclear division; negative regulation of meiotic nuclear division. Gene Ontology annotation, molecular function: protein binding. Lineage: Eukaryota; Metazoa; Cnidaria; Scyphozoa; Rhizostomeae; Rhizostomatidae. The record is from RefSeq and is a predicted model, not a curated record.